AUGUCCAAGCCCAACACCUCGCCAAAGGCCAAGGGCCCCGUCGUGCUCGACGACAACGCCAAGGUCGCCGACUCGACGACCGUGUACGACUCGGCCUCGACCGCGUCCAGCAACAUCCUCGAGCCGCGCACGUACAUUGACCCGGCCGCCGACGUCGUCCUCCGCUCCACCGACGGCCGCGAGUUUCGCGUCUGGAGCUACUUUCUCAAGGCCAACUCGUGA
Vanrija pseudolonga is the source of this 222-nucleotide messenger RNA. RefSeq lists its product as uncharacterized. Lineage: Eukaryota; Fungi; Basidiomycota; Tremellomycetes; Trichosporonales; Trichosporonaceae. The coding region runs from base 1 to 222 and encodes 73 amino acids. The transcript has a single exon. The record is from RefSeq and is a predicted model, not a curated record.